Passer domesticus (house sparrow) is the source of this 4708-nucleotide messenger RNA. RefSeq lists its product as uncharacterized. Lineage: Eukaryota; Metazoa; Chordata; Aves; Passeriformes; Passeridae. The record is from RefSeq and is a predicted model, not a curated record. The transcript is spliced from 2 exons. Bases 1 to 690 code for a protein of 229 amino acids.
AUGCGGGAGCCGCUUCCCACGGGCAGCGGGAGGGUGAGCAGGGACCACCGGGAGAGCGCGACCUCCGGCGCGCAGGGACAGCGCGGUGCCGGGCGCGGCGCCGGAGCUGCCGAGCCGCCCGGGGGAGGCGGUGUUUCCCCGGGCCGCUGGAGAGCCCGCUCGCCCGGAGCCCGCGGAGCUCUCACCGGUCCUGGGGAGCUGCGGCUGCCCGCUCACCCCGUGCCCGGCAGGAAAGUUAUCCGCCCCCUUGCUGCCUCGCUCAGUCUCCGCUUUUGCUCAGCUGCCCGCUAUGUGACUGGGUUUCGGCUGGCCGCUUGCCAGAGGGAACGUACAUCGACCCCUCAUGUAGGGAAGAAAUUUGGUGCCGGUUCUAUCACUUUGCCCGGCUGGCUUGGCGCGGCAGCGGCGCUGCCUUCUCUGCCCCGUCUGCCAGCCUCCAAGCCAGAGCACGGCUCUGCGGCGACCAGCGCCACCGGCGCACGGCCAGCGCCGCUCUUCCGGGCUGCCUCGGACAAGGAGCGGCCCAAAGGGAGCCAAAGGAGUGAGGGACAAGCUGCCCUGUGUCUCGCGAAAGCCCUGCGUGCUCCUGGUCCUGCUGUUCCGCACGUUCGUGCUUCCAGCAGCGCGCACGGUGCCCUGCCGGAGAUGCCCCGCGGGCACGGCCCUCCCCGUCGGACGGCGCUGCAAUGACACGCUCUAACGCAGCUAUCAGUCACUUACACAGGCACACCCGUAUAUAUAUAUAUAUAUAUAUAUAUAUAAAACGCAUAGAUAUGUAGGUACUCGUAUCAACACACCCCCGCAUGCACAGGCGGCCGCCGCGGGGAAGCCGCAUCUCCCCGCGGACGGGGCCGCCAGAAGUCGAGCCGCCACGGCGAAGGCAGGAGGAGAAUUAACGCAGCAGGAAAAAGCAUCAGGAGAGAGAUCCCGUGGGGAGCCGCUGCCGGAGCCGCCUCUGGGCCCCGCUCUCCGCCGCGAUGCCGGCAGCCGGGCUCGCCGCCCGCCGGCGCUGCGGGGAGCUGCGGGCAGGGAAUCCCUCUGCGCCUCCCGGGUCGGGGAGAGCCCGGCUGUGGGGGGACUUUGCUACAUUGAGAGUGCCUGGAGCAGCAAUGGUCUCACCCUCAUGCUCUGGGACCCCUUCUGCUCUUGGGAAUGUUUCUCUGCAGUUAGGCUGAGGAUGUCAGGGAGGGUGGUCACAGUUAAAAGUUCGCUAAAAAGGAGAUUGAGCUUUGCUUUUCUGUAGGUUCUCUGACAGCCCUUUUCCCUUCAGCUUCUUUAGGCUUCUUGUAAUGAAAAGUGGUUUUCACGGGCAUCUUACAGUUAAGGAGUUUUCUUCAACCAAACUGGCUCAAACAAAAAUGUUUCUUUUCCUUGUGCACUGUUUUUAGAAAUAUUACCUUCAAUAAUGUGCAGUGAGCUGAGUGGGGAUAGGAUUUAAACAGACAGCUUCAUGCAAGUUAAAUGCAAAGAGAGUUGCUCCGAAGAAUGAAGCUAAUUGUUGGGUUGAUAAAUGCAUUAGAAAAUGCAGUGAUAAGUUUCAUUCCUAAUUGAACAGAUUUGUACUUCAGUUCACAUCUUGAGAUACAGAUCUUUAUCUUUCAUUGUUUUUUAGUAUUGAAUUGAUGUCAACAGUUCUUGAUAGCUAGAAACGAACCAAGCUAUUUGUCCUGUUGUGGCUGUAUUGAAAGAUUGAAUCAUUUGAACUGAUAGCUCUCCUGACAAGACUGAAAAAAAUAAAUUAUUAAAACGAUACAUGUAUGAGGGCUGGGAUGAUUGAAAUACAUGUCUGAGCAUUGAAAUAAGUGAAAUGUAAUAAACCAAAAACUAAUCAAAGAAGUGAAGUGGGACUGUAACCCUCUUUUCCCAUGCCCUGCUGACAAAGUCAACACCCAAGAGAGACGUUUUUAAACAAAGUGGAAACAAAUAAUAUUUUAUGAUCUUUCAGUCACUUUGUCUAGAGUCAGUCCCACACUGAAAUUCCAACAGGGGCAACCUCCUUAGUUUUCACUAUCAAAGUCACCUAUAGAUUAAUCAAUACAUAUCCUGUUCCCCCAUCUGUAGGAAGAUCUGUCAUCUUUCAUGGAGACCUCCCACUUUAUUCUUUGUGUGGUGAUGAAGAGCUCAAGCAAGAAAGGAAGUUUCAUUUCACAAGAGGAAGCUGUUCUAUUUUAGUACAGUAUCUUUCAAACUAUUCCUACAUUUAUUAAAAUGCAUGUAUUAAAAUGCAUGUUUCAUUACCACUAAGAAUAUGCUGAAGAUGAAGCCAGGUGAAAAAAGUGUACAGUGUUUUUUAUAAUUGUCAACCACAUUGUAUGAAGUAAGUGCGCGCUCCGGUUUUACACACAAUUACUUUUGUUUUGUAUUUUUGCUUCAGGUAGCACAAACACAACAUAAGAUUUUUACAUACACAGAAAUCAGAUAUCAGGUAAACUUCAGAUGUAGUCAACAACAUGAAGCAGCAUUUAUAGUCAGACCAGAUGAGCCAGAACUGUUUUUGUGUAGUAUGAACUAUGUUAACUAAGAAACUUCACAUAAUAAGCUGAUGGUAGAUUGGCAUCUGUUUUAGAUUCUUCAGCUUCAGCAGCCUGGCAGCACUCAAGUCACCAAAAAGAAUGGAGUGACAAAGGAUGAACAGCAUUAAAAGUUGAAGAAAUGGAGGCUAAACACGAAGAUAAAUUGUCAUUGUUUAAAAAAUAUGAGAAUGAAAGGAAGAAUUUUACCCACCAAGCAAAUAAUCCCUUGCAGAUGAGUAAGAUGAGUAUUGGACAUGGUCUGCCCAGCAUCUCCAACCUGGCCCAGGAGUGUGCCUGUGGGAGGAUGAAGAGAGCAAGGACUAUUCAAUCAGUAAAUGCUUUCAGAUGGCUCAGGGUUUUUUUCACAUUUGUAGCUCCCAGAGAGAAAGGAUAAAAAGAAGCUGCUUCCACGGCUGCCAAAGAAGUGGAGAGUUGGUUCUGCCUGUGGAUGAAUGAGGAAAGCCUUCCCCCCCUACAGCUACCACAGCACCCCUCCAAACCUUCAAUAGGAAGGACAGCUGCUUCAGCUCAGAUUUUUCUCCUCAGUUCCACAACAGGAGUUUGGUGCUCUGUGAAUGAAUUCAGUGUUGGCUGUAAAUGCAAGGAAUGGUAGCCGCACUGCAGAGAAGGGGAUGUAGGUGUCUCUUGAUGUGGGGAACAUGCUAAUGUAUGUGUGCUGUACACUGUGCUGAUACUCAGGGCAUAUGAAAAAGUAAGAACCUGGCCUACUUGGACUAUCCUGUAAAAGCUUAGUGGUUUUCUGUCACAAUGCAUGAGGGUUGCAUGCAUGACCUGCACCUAACCCUAGGGAAACCAUCUGGCUCUGGUGGCUGUACCAUUUUCUUUUGUUUCUUGCAGAAACUCACUCCAGGUCAGAACUGUGUGACUUCACUGCAUGAAGGAGUCAAAUAUGCCAGAUCUUUUGCUGCUGAAUAAAAUAGGAAUUGCUUUUCCAUCAGUCUUGAAGUUUUGGGAGUUUUCCUGCCUCUCCCAGCCAUGUAUUAACAGUUCAAGAGCUGCGAAAUAGUUCCAAACAUCACUGUGUGCUUCUCUCACCAUUCUUGAUGCCAUCUGCUGAACACAGGCAUGGUUCUUACUCACACAGCUCCCAGUAGUCCAGUUUUGUAGAGCUCUGUGACACUGGUUUUUGCUCAGCCCUCAUCUCAUGUUGCACAGCCCUUUCUUCUCAGCACAGCCCGUCCCUGCCUUUAGGCCAUAUUGGUUAGCUACCUGUCAGAAAGGAUGCUCUUUUCUGCCUGUUUUUCCAUGGUUUCCAGGGACCAAAAUGGAGAUAAAGGACAAUAGUAGAAAAGCAAUUAAAAGCACACUUUUGUUUUGGUUGUUGUUUUUCUUUUUAAGCAGUCUACUUUUAGUUACAGUAAACCAAUGUCAACUUCCCUUUUUCAGUCUGACACAAAUUAUGUAACUAGCAGAGCUUUAUAUGGGUCCUAUCUCCAUUCCUUGGAAGAAGCACAAUCGGGGACUCCUCUGCCUCGAUGUGCUGCUCCAGAAUUACAUCCAAGGGAUUUGUAGGACAUACAUCGCAGGACACCUCCCUGCAGGAUGUCAGGGUGCUGUGAGGUCCAAUGGUCCCUGGGGACCAGGCUGAUAUAGUGACAAAGUCAGGUCCAAGGCCAGGCUGGGAAUAAAAGACUCACAGAUCAGGGUCUAGUGCCCUCAGGGCCCUUGUAGAUGAUUCAAAUAGAAAAUACAGUUCCACUUCUGAAGUAAAUCUACUCCCAGACAUCCCUAUCAUGUGGAGGUUUUCUGUUCUGUAGAUGUGUGUGCCAGAUUAUCUCUCAUUACAAAAACAUGAAGGCACUAAGCUGAAGCUUCAGCUCUAAUACAGAAUUUCCCAAGAGCUGUUGAUUCCAAGGCAAAGCAAGCCCUUAUGCAAUUCCAGCACUGUUUUGCUCACAGAAAAAAACUACCCACAGCCUCUCAUUCAGAAGUCGUGAACAGAGUUUUUUAAAUUAGUAUAAGAAACACACAACAUUUUUCUAAUUUUUAUACAUGGAAGAACAUUUUGUCAUGGUACCUUUGAAGUGUUCCUUCUGAGACUCAUUCAUUUGCAAUGAAACCUAGGAAUUCAUUUGGAUUAUCCACAUCUACUUGUAUUUUACAGUAAUAUCUGUCUUCCAAGUGUUACCUCUCUGUAACUAUUGAAUAUUUUAAUUUUUUUUCCACAGGAAUAA